Molecule: messenger RNA, 6026 nt
Organism: Phasianus colchicus (ring-necked pheasant)
Lineage: Eukaryota; Metazoa; Chordata; Aves; Galliformes; Phasianidae
Gene: CD274
Product: CD274 molecule
Biological process (GO): positive regulation of T cell proliferation; negative regulation of T cell proliferation; immune response
Cellular component (GO): external side of plasma membrane
Source: RefSeq, a predicted model, not a curated record
ACACAUAAGAAAGAGGGCAGCAAAAACUUCAAACUGGCAGGAUUUAUUCCAGCAACGCUGGAAUUAAAAAAAUAUGCAGCCAUUUAUUUUUAUAGUACUAGCACUGUUGUCUAUGUAACUAUAACAAUAUAAUGAGCAAAACACUAUUUGAUACACUUCCUAUAGCACAGCUGUUAAACAAACAAACAAACAAACAAGCAAACAGAAACCACCAUUUUAACACAUUGAUUGUGGAGACCACACUGUUGUCAAUUUUUCUGUGCCCAGGUAUGGACAUUGCAGAUGUUGCCAUCAUUUCUACCCUUUAAGAACUAUGUUUAAAAAUUCCCAUGCACAUCACGUGUUUAAUACGUUAUUAGUAGAGAUGCUCUAGUAGUCUGAGUUCAGAAGACGCAUCGAUUAACUAUUUUUUGACAAUUCUGUAUUUGCUACGCCUUUCCUGACCAUAAAGCUGGGCUUACAUGAGAACAUCUUGAAAUUAUUUCUGAUUUUGAAAUACAGAAUCACAGAAUCAACAGGGUUGGAAAAGACUUCCAAGAGCUAGUCCAACCAUCCAUAUAAUCACCAAUAUUUCCCCACUAAUUCACAUCCCUUAGUACAUCCAUUGCAGCACUUAACCACUCUUUUGGAGAAUAAAUUUUUUUUGAUAUCCAACCUGAACCUCCUGUGGUGCAACUUGAUACCACUCCCUCUCAUCCUAUCACUGGUUAGGUAGGAGAGGGCAACAAAUCCCACUUCACCACACCCUCCUUUCAGGUAGAUGUAGAGAGCAAUUAUGUCUGCUCUGAGCCUUCUCUUCUCCAGACUAAACAAGCUGAGUUUACUAAGCAGCAGUGUUCCCUCAGCUGCUCCUCAUAAGACUUGUGCUCCACAUCCUUUACCAACUUCAGUGCCCUUCUCUGGACAUGCUCCAGGGUCUCAGUGCCUUUCUUGUAGUGAGGGCACAGAACUGAGCACGGUGCUGAGUACAUGGGGACAAUCACUUCCCCACUUCAUCUGACAACACUAUUUCUGAUACAAGCCAGGAUGCUAUUGGCCUUCUUGGCCACCUGAGCACAGUGCUGACACACAUUUAGCCAAGUGUCAACCAACACCCCUAGGCCCAUUUCUUCUAUACAGUCUUCCAGCCAUUCUGCCGCAGGCCUGUGCAUUGCCUGGGGUUAUUGUGGCCAAAGCGCAGAACCCAGCACUUGGUCUUGUUGAAUCACUUCUUCCCAUUGCCCUUAGUCUGGAUCAGCUAUCCAGCCUGUCCGGAUCCCUCUGUAGAGUCUUCCUAUCCUCAGGCAGAUCAACAAUUCCUCCCAGCUUCUGCAAACUAACUGAUGGUUCACUCAAGAUCUAAACAGGAUACUAAACAGGACAGGUUCCAGUACCAACACCUGGGGAACAUCACUUGUGACUGGUUGCCAACUGGAUUUAAUUCCAUUCACCAUUCUCUGGUCGCGGCCCUCCAGCUGAUUCUUUACCCUGCUGUUUUUGUUUGUUUUGUUGGAACUGAAUGAUCUUCAAUGUCCCUUCCAACUCAAGCCUUUCUGUGAUUCUAUAAAUCUAUGAGAUGUAAAACAAAACAAAAUGUGGCUGUGCAAAGCUAUCUGAAGUUGCUUUUCUGUUCUCUGAAAUCUCAGGAAGGGUCUAAUUUUAUUGAGUAUGAAUUGCUGUUGUUUCCCAACAUAAGUCUUUCCAUAUCCCAUUCUAACAUGGAAUAUGGAAUUGGCUUCAGUAACAAAAUCAUUUUCAAAACUCAGACUUGUCUCUAAUGCCAGACAUUGCAAUAAAGUGAAACUAAAACUAUAAACCAUUAGCAAAGCAGAGCACGUAUUAAAGUUGAGGCAGUCAUGAAUGAAUAAACCAAGAAGACAACAAAGGAACAAAGAUGGAAAGGUGAAUUUCUGUACAGAAAAUAUUAUAUAAUUUUCAACGUGAAUUAGUAUUUUUGUAGUUAUAUCUUCAAUAGUAAAUUAGCAGGUAAUUGCAUGAACUUUGUUCUUCAGAGCAUAUGGCUGAAUACGGCAAAGCAUUCCACCUGUCACAUUCCAAAUCCAGGUCUAUGUCUUUUGGUAUCUGGAAUGCAGAGAACGGGGGUAGCAGUUGCUGGCAGUGAUUCUUGCUGAAAGGAACAGUUCUGCGUGUCAGGGAAAUCAGACAGGUCCAGCAGCCCAAGGGAGGUGAGGUUGCUCAGGUACAACAAAUAUGCACUGAGCACAUCUUGCUGGUGGGCACAUACACACAGGACUCAUGUACUUGGUGUUGUUAUAGGUACAUACAUUCAUGGACAGCCAGAUAGAGCACUCACGUGAACACAAACAGCAAUAACAGCAUCAUCCUAUUCCUCUCCCUGGCUGAGCAGGCUACGAUGGGAAUGCAUGUAUACUUAUGUACAGCAUGCAUGCCUCCAGCAGUGGGGCUCAAACAUUUGGUCUGCCCAGUAGCUGCCUCUGGAUGCCAGUCUUUGUUCUAGUAACUAGACAUGCAAGCCUAUGAGAUAUACAGACACGCUCCCUGUCUUCCAAGCCAUUGUGCAUUCUCACUGGCUUGGGUGGAUGGACCUUUGCUUGCACUCACACACUGCUUCACUGUGGCACUGUAUGCAGGCAUAAGGGCCCCUGAGCCCUGGUUCCAACCAGCGACUGGCACAUAGUGUCACUCACUUGGGUCAUGCCCCUUAAUGGCACAUAGGUGUGGGGGCCCUCUGGCAUAGUGUUGUAGCCCAGCUGCUGGCACCAGACCCUACUGCAGCUGCAGCCACUACAGACAUACGAGUUUCUGCUGCUGAGGUCCAGGAGGAGGCUCUGGUGUACAGUAGUCACUGUACUCAGCGAGCUCUCAGACACCCACAGGUUAAUGGCCCCACAAAAAAUGCCAGCCACCGACUGAAGGUGGCAGUACCAGAUAUUUAAGCAGACAGUAUCCUCUGUGUCCUUCAGUACAUAGCUGUGCCAUGUGCAAGUCGGCAUGCAUUCUGAGUUUUUCUUGUAUCCUUUGCUGUAUGCGUGACAGUGUUCUUACAACACCUCGGAAAUAUCUUGGUUCUUUGAUACAUCGAUGUCCCGAGUAAGGUUCUUGAUUUCAGGUUGCUUUCGCCUGGUUAAUUAGGGUCAUCAUAGUAGCACAGAAGGUGCGUACCAGGUUAUAACAUCCGAUCUCGUGAUCGGAGCUUUGCGGUCUGCAGGUUCCGUCCGGGCGGAGUGUCGGAAGCGGUCGAACUUCCAGUCCUCCGACGGCAGCCCCCGUCCACCCGGAGGACCUCAGUUUCUGUUUCGAUUUCAUUUACUGAAAGCCCUUGGCUUUCGGGAAUGCAAAGCCACCAGGCACCGCGAGGACGACUCCAAUCUUCGCUUGUAGGGAAGCCUCUCCCUCUCGCCCGUCUCGGUCGCCGGCGCUUUUCGGCCGCAUCUCCUCGGCCGAAGACCGCAGCUAGCCGGCAUCGGCCACCAGGAGCCGGCAGGUACUGUGAGUAGGCUGCCAGGUAAAAGAAGAAAAUAUUUCCUGGAAACUUUUUAGUGGUCUUACAGCAUUUAAACUCUUCUGACAAUCUUCUCCACUUCUUGAGAUACACAAAAGAAUUGGGUGAUCCUACACUGAAGCAUAGGCUUAAAGUCCCACUGCAGUCAGCAGGUGAAUAACGGUGUUAUCCACAGACGUCAGAAAUCAGCCAGAGGAGAGAAGGAGCAUUGUGACAGUCUCUGUAAGAAAAGCAGUGAGAAGACUCUGGAUUUGAUUUGGCAUUUAGGUCUCAAGCUGCUUCAGUUGAGCCAACUUGGUCAUGCUUCUGCUGAAGGUGAAGCAGAGCAGUCUGUGAUGGUUACUGCAGGGAGCAUUUUCGAGUGCUUUUGGAUUUGACCUGGACCUACUUUUUUUCCUCACUGAAAGUGAACAAUUGAGUACAGCGGCACAGCAGACUUUCUCAGUCUUGAGGAAUUUUGUUCUACUUACAUGAUGGAAAAGCUUUUGCUUUUGCACAUAUUUCUAGUCUGCUGGCACUCCCUAAAUGCUUUAUUUACAGUUGAAGCUCCCAAAUCGCUCUAUACUGCAGAACUUGGCAGCAAUGUGACAAUGGAAUGUAUAUUUCCAGUGAAUGGGAAACUAAAGUUCAAGGAUUUAAGCGUCAUCUGGGAAAAAAAAGAUGAAGUUAGAAAGGAUGUUUACGUACUUCUCAAAGGAAAGGAAGACUCUGGAAGUCAGCACAGUGAUUUUCAGGGACGGAUAAAGAUGUUGAAAGAGAACCUGGAUUUUGGGCAGUCUCUCCUUCAGAUCAGCAACGUGAAGCUCAAAGAUGCGGGGCUUUACUAUUGCCUUAUUGAGUACGGGGGAGCUGACUACAAGACCAUCAGUCUGAAAGUUCAGGCUCCGUACAGAACUAUAAUCCAAGAAGUGGUAAGCACAGGAGACAAAGAGUGGAAGCUAACUUGUCAGUCAGAAGGAUACCCAAAAGCUGACGUGAUAUGGCAAAAUGGAGGAUGUCAGGAUUUGACCGAUAAGGCAAAUACAAGUUAUGAAACUGGAAGUGAUCAGCUUUAUCGUGUGACAAGUACUCUCACAAUCAAAAACAGAACUCGUGAAAAUUUUCGUUGCAUCUUCUGGAAUAAAGAGAUUCAAGAAAAUACAUCUGCGGAUUUAUACAUAUUAGAUUCAGCUGAUGACGUGCUGUGGACUGAGAGCAGGCACUUUGUUUGGCCAAUUCUCAUUGUGAGCGUCCUCGUUGGAUCAGUGUCAAUUACUAUCUGCAUAAGGAAAGCUAGAGCAAAUAAGGACUGUAGGACACGUAUGGCAAAAUCAUCAAUUAAUAUAGCAAAGCUGUCAAAAGAUAAGGACGCACAUGACUGCAGAGGUACUUCUUUUGAAGAUGAAGAGCUGAAAUACAUACAAAUUGAGAAGACUUAGAAAAAGCAGGGGAAGAUUUUCCAUUGGUGCUGAAGAUUUGACAGCUCUGAUGUUCUCUGCUCUGUCUGUUUGGGGAGAUACUCAUUUUUUGUUUUUAUUCUGUUGUUGCAACCUUCUUCCAUAUUACUGUAAAUCGGGAAAAGAUGCAAUUACCAUAGCAUAAUAGGCCCCUGGAUUCUGGCCUCUUUUUAUACAACUAAGUACAGAGAGGUUUAUUUAAAUGUCCACCUUAAUGCUUUCUGAAGUUUAUGCACUUUCAAGGACACAUCCUAUUGAAAAUGUAUUUAAGAUAAAGCACUUUAGGUCUAGGACCAUAAAAAACUUCACAGCUCGUGCUUAAACAGUCCAUUUUCUGGACUUUUUUCCCGUUGAAGCUCUCGGUUCACUGCAAUGAUUUUGUUUUCUAGCUUGUGAAGAAUUUUUUCAAUACACAUAGAAGAUAAGAGUGCAACAAGAAAAGAUGCUAUAUAUACAGGACAUUUUCUCUCUUUAUUGUAGACAUUAAAAUGCAGGCUACUAUCAGCUAUUUUUUAAAUUGAUACUGUAACCCUCUUGAUGAAUAUGAGAAAAUUCCUAGAAAUUAUUAGAUAAUGCUCAGCUUAUUCAUCUCUUUCUCUGAAAAAGGUUGUUUUGAGGUUUUAAUUUCCUUGUGAUACAGCUGGCAUUACUUGAUUAGUAAGUGAUUGUUAUUCUUCUGAUAUAACAUUUGGGGAUAAUACAACUCUUUGGACCUUCAAGAAAUACACAUCUCAGUUUGGACUGCCCUUUUGUUCAUCCUGGAAACAGAAGAAGAACCUUCUCAUUGCUAGGACAUGAAAUACAUGUUCUUGUUGUUACUUAAGAAAUGAUGAUGGAAUAUGCUCCUGGAUGGUAUUUCUUAUUCUACUGUCGUGUUAUAUUUUGCAAGUUCAUAGCUCUUUGGUUGUUUUUGUCACACAGAUUAAAAUUAUUUAUUACAAUGCUAUUCAUAACUAUAUUUUUAAAUAAAAAAUGUUUUGGUUUUUUUGGUUUUUGUUUUUUAUUAUCAUUAUUUUUCCCUGCCAUCUUUGCUGUGUCAGUGUCUGGUGUGAGGACUGCUCAUGCUGUUUCUGGAAAACUCACAUAUUCAAAUAGCCUCCAGUGUCUCCCACAGAGAUAAACAGAGA